CCCGUACCCGUACAAUUAUAAAUUUACUUUGAUCAUCAGUGAACAACGUAAGCGAAUGUGAAGAAAUCUUAGCAAAUAGUGUGAAAUUCUUAAAAUAAUUCAUCACCAUUGCUCUGAAGCACUGAAAUCGCAGUUGGAUAUGUGAAAAAGCAACGUUAAAAGGAGAUUUUGGUCGUGAAUCCAGUGGAGACUGCCAUCAGCUCUGCAAAGAUCACAAUCAGAUCAAGAUGGCCGAUCCGGACCCGGAGACGCUGCUGGAAUGGCUGAACAGCGGCGUGGGCGAGGAGCGCGACAUGCAGCUGAUCGCGCUCGAGCAGCUCUGCAUGCUGCUGCUCAUGUCCGACAAUGUCGACAGGUGCUUCGAGAGCUGCCCGCCGCGCACCUUCCUGCCCGCCCUCUGUCGCAUUUUCUUGGACGAGCGGGCGCCCGAGAGCGUGCUGGAGGUGACUGCGCGCGCAGUCACUUACUAUCUGGACGUGAGCGCGGAGUGUACGCGCCGGAUCGUCGCUAUCGACGGGGCCAUCAAGGCCAUUUGCAACAGGUUGGUGGUUGUGGAGCUGUCUUCAAGAACAAGCAAGGAUUUGGCUGAGCAGUGUGUUAAGGUCCUCGAGCUGAUAUGCACGCGAGAAGCGGGCGCCGUCUUCGACGCGGGCGGCCUCGGCUGCAUCCUGCCCUUCAUCCGCGACCAGGGCCAGCGCGUCCACAAGGACACGCUCCACUCGUCGAUGGCCGUCGUCUCGCGGCUGUGCUCGAAGAUGGAGCCGGCCGACGCGCAGCUGCCCACCUGUGUGUCCGCCCUGAGCGCGCUGCUGAGGCACGAGGACGCGCACGUGGCCGAGGGGGCGCUCAGGUGCUUCGCGUCCAUAGCGGAUAGGUUUACGAGGAGGGGGGUGGAUCCGGCGCCGUUGGCGCAGCACGGUUUGGUAAACGAAUUACUGAGUAGGCUCUCGAAUGCCGCCGGUCCAGCGAUCGCUAGCGGCACCCAAUCCACACCUGGCAAAGCGACGUCCACCAAUAGCACUCCCGCACCUACUCCUGACUCCAAAGCAAACGCCGCUUCUGUUUCGACAAUAAUCAGCCUGUUGUCAACGCUAUGCAGAGGAUCACCUACCAUCACACAUAACCUGUUGCGCUCCGAGCUGCUCGACGCCAUCGAGAAGGCCGUGAAGGGCGACGAACGGUGCACGCUCGACUCGAUGCGGCUGGUCGACCUGCUGCUCGUGCUGCUGUUCGAGGGAAGACGGGCGCUGGGCAAGGCGGGCGGCGGCGGCGGCGCGUCGGGGCAGCUGGUGGCGCGCGUGCGCCGCAUGGACUCGGCCGCCGAGAAGUCGCACCGGCAGCUGAUCGACUGCAUCCGGUCGAAGGACACGGACGCGCUGAUCGAGGCGAUCGAGAAUGGGGGCGUCGAGGUGAAUUUCAUGGACGACGUCGGGCAGACGCUGCUCAACUGGGCGUCGGCUUUCGGGACUCAAGAGAUGGUGGAAUACCUGUGCGACAAGGGGGCGGACGUCAACAAGGGGCAGAGGAGCUCCUCGCUGCACUACGCCGCAUGCUUCGGGCGGCCAGCCAUUGCCAAGGUGUUGCUGCGCCACGGCGCCAAUCCAGACCUGCGCGACGAGGACGGCAAGACUCCUUUAGAUAAGGCGCGCGAAAGAGCGGACGAGGGCCAUCGCGAGGUGGCCGUCAUCCUGCAGAGCCCCGGCGAGUGGAUGGUGCCGGUCGACAAGGAGCGCACCGGCAGGCGGUCUGAGUCGGAGAGCAACGACGAGGCCAUAGAGCCGCGCGGCGACCCCGAGAUGGCGCCCGUCUACCUGCAGCGCCUGCUGCCCGUGUUCUGCGCCACGUUCCAAUCGACGAUGCUGGCGAGCGUGCGCAAGGCCAGUCUCGGUCUCAUCCGGAAGAUGGUGCACUACAUCCAGCCGGGGCUGCUCGAGGAGCUGUGCGGCACGGAGACCAAUCCGAACUUCGGCACGCAGAUCGUCGAGGUAGUGGCCACCGUGCUGGAUAACGAGGAGGACGAAGAAGGACAUUCAGUGGUGCUAUCGAUUAUACAAGAUCUCAUGACUAAAUCCCAGGAGGUAUUCCUGGAUCAUUUUGCCAGACUGGGCAUUUUUACCAAAGUUCAAGCUUUGGGAGGGCCUCCGGAAUCACAAGAAAAUGAAGAAGCAGAGGCCUCUGUUGAAGAGUCCACGGAAGCCGUCCACGCUGAGGACGCCAAGGAGAUCCUGCCGGGCAAGGCGUACCACUGGCGCGACUGGUCGGUGUGCCGCGGCCGCGACUGCCUCUACAUCUGGUCGGAUGCGGCCGCGUUGGAGCUGUCGAACGGCUCGAACGGCUGGUUCCGCUUCAUCUUGGACGGCAAACUGGCAACCAUGUACUCGAGCGGGUCGCCCGAGGGCGGGGCGGAUACUACGGGCAAAGGACGUGCGGCAGAUUCCCUCACGACUGAAGAAAACCGCGGCGAGUUCCUCGAAAAGCUACAAAGAGCGCGGGCGGCCGUCAGGUGCACCAACAAUUCCACGCCGCUGCUGUCCAAACCGGGCCCCACCCGGCUCGUGGUCGGCAACUGGUCGCUCACAGCGAGAAAGGAGGCCGAAAUCCACAUCCACAACUCGGACGGACAACAGCAGACGACGAUUCUGCGCGAGGACCUGCCCGGAUUCAUCUUCGAGUCCAACAGAGGCACGAAGCAUUCCUUCAUCGCAGAAACCUUUUUAGGUCCCGAAUUCUCCGCCGGCUGGACCAACAAGAAGGGCCAUCGCUUGCGCUCGAAGCUCGAGGCCACCAAGAUGAAGGUGAAAUACCUGGCGCACCAGAUCUACGAGCAGCACUUCAGGGCGGCGCAGGCGCAGCCGCGCGGCAUCGUCGCCAAGCUGGGCGGCAUCGUGGCGCAGAUCGAGCGCGCCUGCCAGAAGCAGGGCUCGUACGGCAACAACCGCGAGGGGGGGAAUUCGUGGCGAGAUAUUCUGCUGGACGCGCUCGAUGAUCUCACGCAAAUUCUCAAGGAAGAUGGCGUGGUGUCCGCCUACGAACUGCACAGUUCCGGCCUGGUACAAGCCUUGCUAUCCCUUUUAUCCACCAGCUAUUGGGACCAGGGCUUGAAGUCCAGCAAGAUGAGCAAAUAUCAGAAACAAAGAGUCCAAGUGUUCAAACAAUGUUUCAAGAAGAGAUCAAACGAAGACAAUGACACGAUACUGAUACUAGUCCACAAGUUGAUCGCUGUGCUCGAAAGUAUAGAGAAACUACCCGUUUACCUUUACGAUACGCCCGGUACAGGGUAUGGCCUUCAGAUCCUGACAAGGCGUUUGAGAUUCAGGUUAGAGAAAGCCUCGGGCGAAAGCACGCUGAUAGACCGCUCCGGCAGAGGUCUCAAAAUGGAGCCGCUCGCCUCCGUAGCCCAACUCGAAAGAUACCUCCUGAAAAUGGUGGCCAAGCAAUGGUACGACUACGAACGCACCACCUUCCAGUUCCUCAAAAAGCUGCGCGACCCCAAACACCAAACCUUCAAGCACGCGCACGACUUCGACGAGAACGGCUUAAUCUACUUCAUCGGCACCAACGGCAAGACCAGCACCGAGUGGGUCAAUCCCGGGCAGUACGGCCUCGUCGCCGUCUCCAGCUCCGAUGCGCGCAACCUGCCCUAUGGCAGAGUCGAGGACAUCCUGUCGCGUGACUCGUCCGCCCUCAAUUGCCACACCAAUGACGACAAGCGCGCCUGGUUCGGCAUCGAUUUGGGCGUGAAUGUGAUCCCGAGCGCGUAUACGCUGAGGCAUGCGCGCGGCUACGGGCGGUCCGCCCUGCGCAACUGGCAUCUGCAGAUGUCGCGGGACGGGCAGACGUGGACGACGCUGAGCACGCACACGCACGACACGUCGCUGAACGAUCCGGGCAGUACGGCCACGUGGCCGAUCGAGGUGCCCGCGGACGAGUGCCAGGGCUGGCGGCACGUCAGGAUCCAGCAGGCGGGAAAGAACGCGUCGGGGCAGACGCACUACCUGAGCCUUUCGGGCUUCGAGCUGUACGGCCGUGUGACGGAGGUGUGCGAAGACAUGGGCAGGGCGCACAAGGAGCAGGAGGCGCACGUCAGGAAGCAAAGGCGGCUGGUGAAGUCGCAGCUGCUGAAGCACAUGGCUGUGGGGGCGAGGGUGGUGAGAGGGGUGGAUUGGAAGUGGAGAGACCAGGAUGGGAAUCCGCCGGGUGAAGGUACCGUCACCGGCGAGCUGCACAGUGGCUGGAUCGACGUCACGUGGGACCACGGCGGCUCCAACUCGUACCGCAUGGGCGCCGAAGGCAAGUACGACGUCAAACUGGCGGCAGGCUACGACGCGGAAGCGGCCGCGACGUCGGCGUCGACGUCGAGGUACGCCGCCGCCGCCGGCAAGCCGAAGACGGACAGAGAGAGGCAGCAGAGCGUGCUGACCAGCAGGAAGUCGAGCUCGACGCCGAGUCUGCCCGAGGCGACGGACGUCAGGACGUCGGUGGCGUCGACGGAGCAGGCGGCGUCUGCCGACAAUUUGGCAGCCAAACAGGCAGCUGAGACGAUAGCGGAAAGCGUCCUAUCGGUGGCGCGCAACGAGGCCCUCGUCGCCGUGACGAACGAAUCGCAGGCGGCCAGCACGGAGAGCGAGCUGUCGGUGGUGGUGCACCCGUUGCGCGACCCCCACCACGACCUCUCCGCCAUCAACAAUUCCACCGAUUUGGCGACCAUCGUCGAGAGUCUGGCGCUGUGCGACGCCGCAACGAAGCCGCCCGCCGGCGAGCAGAAGACGGCCGGGGCGGCGAGUAAUGCGUCGUCGAAUAUUGGGCGGUCGAAUCGAGGGUCGAAGAUCAACAGCUCGCAGGUAGCCGCGGCCGCUGCCCAAAGCUUCAUGGAAGCCGUCGAGGCGCUGGACAAGAUCCGCGAGGGCUCCGACCUGCUGCGCAACAACACCAACACCUUCUUGUCGGCGGAGCUGCUCCAGAGCGCGCUCAGCAUCGGCCAGAGUGGCCUCAAUCCGGUGCGCAUCUCGGUGGAGACGGACGACGACCAGCCGGCGAAGCGGAAGAUGGAGGGCGGCAAAGGGGGCAAUUCGAGCAGUGAGAAAGACGAGGCGGUGACCAAUACGAACAACGCGAAGAACAGUAGCAACGGGGCCAUUGUGGUGAAUCCGAUGAGCGUGAGCGUGCCGAAUUUGACGAGCGAGUCGAACAGCCAGAUCGAGCCGAGCAGUACUGCAGCAACGAACUUUUCAGGCCUGCUGGAAACGUUCACCGCCCUAGCGAGACGCCGAACGCUCGCCUCCGUCACCGCGUCCAACGCCUCCAACAUCAACGCUACCAACAACACGCAGAACGCGCAGGCGCACAACAAUCAGCACGCGGGCGCUCUCUUCCCGCGCGCCCCCAAUUCGGUGUCCAGCCUGGUGCGCCUGGCGCUGUCGAGCAAUUUUCCCGGCGGGCUGCUCAGCGCCGCCCAGAGCUACCCGAGCCUGUCGUCCAGCAACCAGGUGGGCGGGCAGCAGAACGCGGGCGGGAUUUCGACGGCGGCCGGGGCGGUGCAGGGGUUGAGCCAGGCGUUGACGAUGAGCUUGACGUCGACGAGCAGCGAUAGCGAGCAGGUAUCCCUCGAAGACUUCCUCGAAUCGUGCCGCGCCCCGACCCUGUUGGCCGAGCUCGAUGACGACGACGACGACAUGGCCGACGGCGAUGACGUCGACGACGAUCGAGACGACGACGACGAUGACGACGAGAACGAGGACGACGCCGAUUACGAGGAGGUGAUGGUGUCGCGCAACCUGCUCACCUUCAUGGAGGAGGAGAGCUUCGAGGCGGCGGCGACGGCGGUGGCGGCAGCGGGCGGAGUAGGCGGCGGCGCGACGACGACGUCGCGACCGGCGGCGAAGAGGCGUUCGUGGGACGACGAGUUCGUGCUGAAGCGGCAAUUCUCGGCGCUGAUACCGGCGUUCGAUCCGAGGCCUGGAAGGACGAACGUCAACCAGACUACCGAUCUGGAAGUACCACCUCCUGGUCAAGAGGAAAGCGCCUUUGUGCCCGAAUACGAAAUCCUGCCGCAACCCAAGCUCCAGCUGGUGCUGAAAGGUCCGAACAUGCCCGGCGUGUCGGACGUCGAGAUCGAAUUGAGCAAUCCGUCUUGGUCGAUAUUCCGGUCCGUGCAGGAAUUGAUGCAGAUGACAGAGUUCAGCUCGAGACAAGAGAAAUUGAGGAGGAUUUGGGAACCCACAUAUAUGAUAAUCUACAGAGAAACCAAACCGGAAGGCAGCUACGACGCGGAGGACGGCCGAGCCACGCCCACCGCCCACUCCCCCUACUCGCGCAGCGGCGGCAGCUCGUUGGCCACGCCUUCGCCGAGCACGCCCGUCCCCGGCGGUCCCUCCGUCACCGGGUGUACGGUGGAGGACGUGCUGCAGCUGCUGCGGCAUCUGUUCGUCAUCGCGACCAGCAGGAGGGGCGAGGAGGAGGACCUGAACACGAGUGGGUGGGGCGAGGGCGUGGCGCCUGAGGAGUUCGCCAGCAAGAAGAUUACCAACAAGCUGCUGCAACAAAUCCAGGACCCCCUCGUCCUAUCCAGCGCCAGCCUGCCCGCCUGGUGCGAAGAACUCAACCACUCCUGCCCCUUCCUCUUCCCCUUCGACACGCGCCAACUCUACUUCAACUGCACCGCGUUCGGCGCGUCGCGCAGCAUCGUGUGGCUGCAGCAGCAGCGCGACGUGUCGAUGGAGCGGCAGCGCGCGCCCGGCCUGAGUCCGCGCCGCGACGAGGCGCACGAGUUCCGGGUGGGCAGGCUGAAGCACGAGCGCGUGAAGGUGCCCAGAGGGGAAAGGUUGUUGGAGUGGGCGAUGCAGGUGAUGCGCGUGCACGCCGAGAAGAAGUCGAUUUUGGAGGUGGAGUUCGCCGGAGAGGAGGGGACAGGAUUGGGCCCCACUCUCGAGUUCUACGCUCUAGUCGCCGCCGAGCUGCAGCGACGCGACCUCGGCAUGUGGAUAUGCGACGACGAGCAGAUACCGCUCAACGAGCCCGUCGACCUUGGCGAGGGCGUUAAGCCGCCCGGCUAUUACGUCCUCAGGUCGUCCGGCCUGUUCCCCGCCCCGCUGCCCCAGCAAUCCGAGAUUUGCGACAAGGCGGUCAGAUACUUUCACUUUUUGGGCAUACUGCUGGCCAAGAUCCUGCAGGACAACCGCCUCAUCGACCUGCCGCUCAGCAAGAGCUUCCUCAAGCUGAUGUGCCACGGCGACAUCCGCAACACGGUCAACGAGCGGAUCGGCUUCGCCGGCGCGAAGAAGACCGUCGAGGAGGACGUGAUGACGUCGAGCCUGAUCUCCGAGGAGAGCGAGAAGGAGCUGGAGCUGGACCCGCCCAAGCCGGCGGCCGAGGAGAAGCGGCCUUGGUACGGCGGGAUAUUGGGCGAGGAGGAUCUGUACGACAUCGAUCCGAUACGAGCGAAGUUUCUGAGGCAGAUCCACGAGCUGAUUAAGCAGAAACAAAAGAUCCUGCAAGACCACAGCCUGACGCCCGAGGCGCGCUCCCACCAGGUGCAGAACCUCUGCCUCAGCCAUCCGUCCGGUCCCGUGCUGCUCGAGGACCUCGCGCUCGCCUUCACCUACUCGCCCGGCUCGAGCGUGUUCGGCUUCGCGUCGGUGGAACUCGUCAACAACGGCGCCGACAUCGAGGUGGACAUCGAGAACGUCGAGGAGUAUGCCGAGCUGACGAACGCCUUCUGUUUGGAGAACGGUAUUGCGCGACAGUUGGAAGCGUUUCAUAAGGGCUUCUGUAGGGUGUUUCCAAUGGAGAAGUUGGCUGCGUUCAGUCCCGACGAGUUGUGCGUGAUGCUGUGCGGGGACCAGAACCCCGAUUGGACAAUGGAUGAUCUCAUUAAUUAUACGGAGCCGAAGCUCGGUUACACAAAAGACAGCCCCGGCUUCCUGCGCUUCUGCAACGUGCUGGUGAACAUGACGGCCGAGGAGCGCAAGGCCUUCCUGCAAUUCACCACCGGGUGCAGCUCGCUGCCCCCAGGUGGCCUAGCUAACCUCUACCCCCGGCUGACGGUGGUGAGGAAGGUGGACGCUGGGGAGGGCUCCUACCCCUCGGUGAACACGUGCGUGCAUUAUUUGAAGCUGCCCGACUACCCCUCCGAGGAGGUGCUGAGACGAAGACUGCUGGCCGCGACGAAAGAGAAGGGGUUCCAUCUGAAUUGAAGUGACUGCGUUUGUGCAUAGUAGAAUAUCGUGCACAUUGCGUUUCGCAGUAAUUUGAUUUUAGUUUGUGCGCUUUUAUUCGAAUAAGGCUGUCGAUGUGCAUCUAAACUCUGUCAUUUCGUUCGGUAGUACAAUUCUUGUAAUUUUGAAUAUGAAACUAUUGGAGAGUACUGAGAUUUUUGUAUUAUUUGUAUUUUGGAAUUAUUAUAGAUGAAUUUACAGAGCACUACUACUACUACUACUAGAAAGGUACAUUUAUUAUGAGAGUGUUUGAAGUUAUUUAUGAAAUGGGCAUCUCUUGUUGAAAACAUCGAGUUGCUGAAUGGUCCCUAGUGAUAAUGAUAAUAAAUAAUGAGAGUUUAUGACCAAAUUUCGAAUAUACGU
This is a messenger RNA of Phaedon cochleariae (mustard beetle), 8576 nucleotides long. The record is from the annotation of a GenBank genome assembly. Lineage: Eukaryota; Metazoa; Arthropoda; Insecta; Coleoptera; Chrysomelidae.